Messenger RNA from Monopterus albus (swamp eel), 2072 nucleotides. RefSeq names its product ubiquitin domain containing 1a (gene ubtd1a). The record is from RefSeq and is a predicted model, not a curated record. Bases 318 to 1112 code for a protein of 264 amino acids. Lineage: Eukaryota; Metazoa; Chordata; Actinopteri; Synbranchiformes; Synbranchidae. Gene Ontology annotation, molecular function: protein binding. The transcript has 5 exons.
ACUACACUAGGCUAUAAAUGUCUGGAGACCUUUAAGAGACCGCGCAUGCGUGGAGACCGAUAAGGCUUUAAUAUUAGAUCCGUGCAUUAGGAUUGUGCGGGUGAGCUCCAGUCAUUAGAUUUUGGUGGAAUACGGAUAUUGUUUGCAGGUUGUUUUUUGUUUGUUUGUUUUUUGGAGAAGUUGUUUGCCAACUCUGCAGGGCCAGGCUGGUCUCCAGUCCGCCAGCCUGACUCCAGUUUGUGCCUGACAACCUGCUGACUGGCAUCUUCUGGUGACCGUCGCGUCAGGGUGAUAACUUCACUUGGAAGCAAGUUCGGAUGUGGCAAGCAAACUGCAGACGAAUGCACAAUUUAGCAGGCUGGAUUACUGGCACAGUGAUGGGAGGCUGUGUGGGGAGGAACAGGACCGACGGACAAGGGAGUGUCCGAAGCUCGACAAGGAGUAAAAAACGUGGAGGACGUAAUGAGCCCCUCAAAAAGGAGUGUCCAAAAUGGAAGAGCGAGUAUCCGAUGACAGAGGGCCAGCUGAGGAGUAAGAGGGAUGAGUUUUGGGAUACGGCUCCAGCUUUCGAUGGACGGAAAGAGAUCUGGGAUGCACUCAGAGCAGCAGCCCUGGCUGCAGAGUGCAAUGACCUGGAGCUAGCACAGGCUAUAGUGGAUGGAGCCUGCAUUACUCUGCCACAUGGCUCUCUCACGGAAAGUUAUGAUGAACUGGGAAACUGUUACCAGCUCCCAGCAUACACUUUAGCCCCGCCUGUCAACCUUAUCUCUGAAACGUCCAGUGAAAGCAAAGUUUCUGAAUCCACACAAAAGCAGGCUCAGCCCCCUCCAUGCAGACAAGAGUUCCAGCUGCGGGUGCGAUUGUCAACAGGAAAGGAUGUGCACCUGACAGCGAGCAUGGUAGACUCUAUCUCUGAGCUAAAGAAACAACUGGAGGAGCAGGAAGAAAUUGAUGUGACCCGUCAGAGGUGGUUCUUUGCUGGGAAGCUCCUGACUGACAAGACUCGUCUGCAAGAUUCCAAGAUCCAGAAAGAUUUUGUUGUCCAAGUGAUUGUCAAUACAAACCCUUCAGUCAUAACUAACUGGGGAGACAGACAGAAGGUUAUGAAAUGAAGAAAAGACAAAGGACGUGCCAGAGAGGGGUGCAGUAACAGGAAUAGGACCUGUAAUUAUUUUCCAGUUGGAACUGCAUUGGAAUUUUGUGUACUUUUUUAAAUAAAAGAAUUUAUUGCUUUUGUAUUGCUCCUUUUCUAUUUUUUUUCCAAAUGAAGUAAGAGUACUAAAAGGCACUGAAACACCAAAAAGUAGAUUACUAAGAUGUGCAUCUCAGUAUCAGUUUGUUUGUGUGGACAUCAAUUCACAGCUCUAUUGUUUACACGUUUGCCUCCUUGUCAUGUGUGAUUGUACUUGUGCUAAUUGUUAAAUUGAACGUGGAUUAUCCAGGCAUCCAAGGAAAAAUCAAUUCUCACUUUUUUCUUUCUUUCUUUUACUUUUUUUUAAGGUUUCUGUCAUGCAAUUUGAGAAUCAGGAUGGCAGAAAACUCUAAUGGGAAACAAAAAUGUAAAUACCAUAUGUACUGUUUGGUCAUGUAACUACUGUAUAUGUGUAUUAUAUGUUAAUUUCACAACUGCAUAUUCAUAAUGAAGACAAGGAAUGUAAGGAAGGCACCUUACUAAAAGGUAUGAGAUAAGAUUUGUUUUAUUUCAUCACUUUGGAGGCACCUGGUUUGUUUGAGAUGAGGUCUAAGCAUAUUCAGACAGCUCUAUCUAGUCAGUCUUUAGGGCACGUUGGAGGAGACGGGUCUGUUUGGUGCAUUUUUAGAGGUGCUUGGUUUGGUCUAGAUGAGCAGAAGUUAAACUACAGGAGAUGUAAUGCUAAAGGGAGUUUUUCCUCUCCGCCGUCGCUAAGUGCUUACUCAAGGGGGACUUGUUGAGGUUUUCUCUAAAUGUUAAGUUUUAGACCUUACUUAUGUAAAAUGUCCCGUGACUUUUGUUUGAUGCUAUACAAAUUAAAUUCAAGUGCUCAGGUUGACGGCAUGUAGAAUUGUGUUAAUGAAGCAUCAGAUAUUCAGCA